CACUUUUAGCGUAAUAUAUGUUUUAAUAACACAAUGUAUGACUCACUCGACUCAUGCAUUGAAUACUCAAAACGUGUUCAUUGAUUGAGUCCAACAAAAGUGACACAAAAUAUUGUUGACAUAAAAAAGCAUUGAUUUAAUGGUUAAAGACAUUGAAUUAGUGGACACAAUGUCGGUACCACUUCUUCAUUUCAUUGCACCUGAAAUACAGGAAAAUCCGUUGGGAUGGGGACCUAAUACAGUACCCGAACAAUACAAAGAUAUGCCGUAUCAGCCCUUUUCUAAAAGCGACCGAAUCGGCAAAGUGGCCGAUUGGACGGGUCAGACAUAUGCUGACAAACGACUGGCCAACAAAUAUCAGUCACAGUUUGGCGGCGGCGGUCAGUACUCGUAUAAUCAGGAAGACGAUGAAAGUUCAUAUCAAUUGGUGGACACAACUCGUGUGAUCAAUAAAAUGCAAAGGGGAAGGCUUAGGAUCGGACAACGGAAUGCAAGGGGUCGUCAUAACAGACCUGGAGGUCAACAACAAAUGCAUGUCCUUUCGCGUGGUGUUAGAGGCCGUGAUAAAGGAGGAGCCGCUAUGAGAGGCAAAUGGCAAAAGAAUAUGCGCCAAAAGUAUGACCAGAAAGGAGCGCCUCAGAAAAAGAGAGACGCAUCGGUUGAUGUGAGACCAAACUGGAAGAUAAUUGAAGAAAUGGAUUUCCCACGACUUAGUAAACUAUCUCUUCCUGCUGUUGUCGAAGGAAAGGAUGUCUACACUUGUGGUGCACUUGAAUACUAUGAUAAAACAUACGAUAGAGUGACGACUAAGAAUGAAAAGAGACUUCAAAGAGUAAACAGAAUCUUCCAUAAAGUGACGACAACUGACGAUCCCAUUAUUAGACAGUUAUCCAAAACUGAUGGCAAUGUGUUUGCCACGGAUGCCAUUAUAGCUACACUUAUGUGUGCCACGCGUUCGGUUAUAUCCUGGGAUAUUGUCGUUCAAAAAGUAGACAAUAAGUUGUUUUUUGACAGAAGAGAUGAAUCUGAGUUUGAUUUAUUUACUGUCAAUGAAACAGCUGCUGAACCGCCUUAUAAUAACGAAGACGGAACAAAUAGCAUUAAUUGGCCGCGAAAUUUGGCACUUGAGGCCACUUUUAUUAACCAUAAUUUUUCGCAACAAGUGUUAAAAACAGGAGAAGAAAAAUAUAAGUUUGAAAAUGUAAAUCCAUUUAUUCAAGAGGACGAAGAGGGACAGGUGGCCUCUGUUGCCUAUAGGUAUCGUAAAUGGGAUUUAGGAGAUAAAGUAGAACUUGUUGUUCGCUGUGAACACGAUGGUGUACUCAUUGGACCAAAUGGCCCCCAAUUUAUUAAUAUUAAAGGUCUUAAUGAAUGGGAUCCAAGAAUAUCCGCCGGAAUUGAUUGGCGACAAAAACUUGAUGUUCAACGCGGAGCUGUUCUCGCUAAUGAACUUAAGAACAAUGCUUGCAAAUUAGCCAAAUGGACAGUUCAGGCACUGUUGGCCGGUUCCGAUCAAAUCAAAUUCGGAUAUGUAUCUCGAGUUCACUUCAGAGACUCAUCAAAACACGCUAUAUUAGGGACACAACAGUUUAAACCUAAAGAAUUUGCGGAUCAAACCAACCUUAAUAUGGACAAUGCGUGGGGUGUUUUGCGAUGCAUUAUUGACACGUGUAUGAAACUGGAUGACGGAAAAUACCUCAUCUUGAAAGAUCCCAACAAAGCUGUUCUUCUAUUGUAUGACAUACCGGAUCAGACAUUUGAAACCGAUGAGGAAGAGGACAGUGAAGACGACGAUGAAGAAGAAGACAAUGAAAACUAAUUAAUGGAAACAAAUAGGAAUCGCG
This is a messenger RNA of Oppia nitens, 1844 nucleotides long. RefSeq names its product eukaryotic translation initiation factor 3 subunit D-like (gene eIF3d1). The transcript is spliced from 7 exons. The record is from RefSeq and is a predicted model, not a curated record. Gene Ontology annotation, biological process: translational initiation. NCBI's taxonomy places the organism in Eukaryota, Metazoa, Arthropoda, Arachnida, Sarcoptiformes, Oppiidae. Gene Ontology annotation, molecular function: translation initiation factor activity. Bases 140 to 1819 code for a protein of 559 amino acids. Gene Ontology annotation, cellular component: eukaryotic translation initiation factor 3 complex; cytoplasm.